CCACCAAAUAAAACACACAAACACACACACACACGCAGGACAAGGCUCACUAGUGGCCGUCGGGUGAAUGUUUACCGAACAACCAUAGAGUGGUGGUGCGGAAAGUGACAGUCACACUGGAGCCUUGGUGUAUGGUGAAACACAGGUGAUUUCUGCUUCCACGGUUGCAUUUUACAGCGGAAUGUUCACUCGAAGGGGGCAUGGGGACGUCAAGAAAUCUACACAGAAAGUUCUGGACCCAAAGAAGGAUGUUUUGACCCGACAGAAGCACCUGCGGGCGCUGAUAGACAUCAUUGACAAGAGUGAACUAAAGGCAUUCUUUGAAAGCAACUGCUCACAGAUUUAUUUUAUCUUCUAUGAAAAUUUCAUUACACUGGAAAGCAGCUUAAAACAAAAAGGGAACAAGUCUCAAAGGGAAGAGCUGGACUCUAUCCUCUUUAUUUUUGAAAAAAUUCUUCAACUUCUGCCUGAGAAAAUCUACAACAGAUGGCAAUUUCACAGUAUAGGUUCUAUUCUGAAAAAACUUCUGCACACUGGAAAUUCAUUUAAAAUCCGCUGUGAGGGGAUCCGUCUCUUCCUGCUUUGGCUUCAGGCUCUACGGGACAAUUGCGCCGAGGAGCAGUUCCUUAUCUUUGCCUGUCUGGUUCCGGGAUUCCCUACUGUUCCCUCCUCCAGAGGACCCUGCACGCUUGACACCAUCAUUAACAACCCAUCUUCUAACACCCUGGAAGCCAAGGUAGUGCCUGAGGAGAUCACUCCAUUGGUUCCAGCUGUGUCUGGAGAGAAGGUUGCAGAUGACCUGACCUGUUACUUUCUUGAAACACUGCUCAAGUACAUGGUUAUCCAGGCAUCCAGUUUAGAAUGGAAGAACAAAGAGAAUGAAGACACAGGCUUCAGAUUUCUCUUCAGUCUUUUCAAGAAGUACUACCUUCCACAUCUAUUCCCCUCUUUCACCAAAUUCACAAAUCUUUAUAAGCCUUUGUUAGAACUCCCCCCGCUCAGAGCGAAACCCUUGUAUGUGCCGGUGACGAGGAACAACGAGAGCACCUUCUGCACCAGGGAUCAGUACUUGGCACCCAGGGUAGCCUUCAUCACCUGGCUGGUCACUUUCUUCCUGGAGAAGAAGUACAUCAACAGUGCUGCUGCAGCGCAGAGCGCCAAAAACGGCACUGAGGUCAUUCCCAAACUCAUCCAGACUGUCACUGCAGGCGGUAGCAGCCAGGAGAAGGAGAAAGAUAAGACUACUGAUGGGGAUACUAGCGGACCACCAGGGGACACAGAAAAGAGCCACUCUAACAGCAGCACGCUGUCUGAUCGAAGGCCCAGUGAUUCCAGUUUGUGUAGCAUUGAGGAGGAGCACAAGCAUGUCUACGACAUGGUGCACGGCAUUCUGCUGUCCACAAGGGACAAUGUUAAUUUUGUCAAUGAAGUCUUCCACCAGGCCUUCUUGUUGCCGGCUUGUGAAGCCUCAGCAACCAGGAAGGUUAUCAAAGUGUACAGAAAGUGGCUCCUGCAGGAAAAGCCCAUCUUCAUGACCGAGCCUGACCCAACUACCCAGGAAGAUGAAGUGGAUGAAAACUCAGAGCGUGUUCUCAGCACAGAUGCAAGCAUCAUGCAUGUAAAAGCGUUUGAGAGUCAUGGUCACAAACGCUCGUCAAGCUGGGGAAGGACUUACUCGUUCAGCAGUGCCAUCAAUCGGGGUUUUCUCACAGAGGAGCAGAAUAGAGACGUUAAAGCUGGCAUGCAGCCUACACUACAGGUUUUCCUGACCAACUCAUCCAAUGUGUUCCUGUUGGAGCCAUGCCAGGACGUUCCGAAACUCCUGGAAAAUCAGGUUGAAGUGUGCAAGAAUGUUCUCAGCAUCUAUCGGCACAUGAUCAUGGAGCACAGCAUGACUACACAGACAUGGGAGCAGAUGCUGCAGGUGCUACUGAAGAUCACAGAGGCAGUAAUGAAGAGGCCACAAGAAAACCAAAGAAAAGACAGCUUUGCUGAAAGUUUAGCAUCCUUACUUUUUAGGACUAUUAUUGUGGCGUGGGUUAGAGCAAACCUCAGCGUAUUUAUAUCUCGGGAGCUGUGGGACGAGCUGCUGGCAGUGCUGUCCUCUCUUACCUGCUGGGAGGAGCUGGUGAUGGAGUGGGCCAGCAUCAUGGACUCGCUGACGGCUGUGCUGGCACGCUCUGUUUAUGGCCUGGACAUGGCCAACUUGCCUUUAGACAAACUCAGCGAACAGAAGGAGAAAAAGCAGCGAGGACGUGGAGUAAUCCAGGACUCCCAGAAGGCUGCUGCAGUUGCACGCUCAUUCUCACUGAGCUGGAGAAACCACGGAGAGCAGGGUGGGCCUGUAGCCCAGGAACCCAUGAGGAUUCGCUCUGCCACUACCUCAGGAGCCCCCGGUGUGGAGAAAGCCCGGAACAAUGUCCGACAGAAGGCCUCCGCUAAGCGAAGCCAGUCCAUCAGCAACUGUGUCCAUCUUUACGAGGCUUUGCCCACUACUAAAAGUGUUCCUAUGCUGCUCCACACUGUGAGCUCUUUCUUGCCUGGUAUCUCUUCUGGUAAUUCUGCUUGCUCUCAUAGACUCUCAGAUGUGGAAGAAUGUCAGCUCUCAGAAUGUGGAGGAGAAGAGGAGAUGGGGGGCAGGGAGAGUCCUCUGCAGCGGAGCAGCAGCACCUCAGACAUCACCCAGCAGCUGUCUGACACUUUACCAGCCCAGAAGAGAGACUACUCCCCCACUUCUUGUGGUUCUGAGGGCAGGACUGAGAGCAAUGAGCCACCAGUGAUAUUGAUCCUACGGAGUAGCAGUCCAGCUGAGACAGAGUCAAGCACUGACGGACCCCCAAUCUACACAAGACACAAACUCAGAGAUAAAAGUGAAAGUGUGAGUAGCGAGACAUCCAACGGCUACCUCAAUGAGGCUGAAGUUACGUGGCAAACAUUCGAUGAGGAGGCCGACACUCAGUCCACGCAGUCGGCUCACAUGGACGUUACAGCUGACCCCCAGAAUCAAGGGAGUUUGCUGCUCAGCCACAAUGAUGCUCUAGCAGGUCCUGAGUGUGCCCUCCUUUCCCACUCUGCUCCUCCCUACCACCACAAUUACCACUACCCCCAGAAUCCCCCCUCUUCACCAGCCCUGCUGGUGCACACAGAGUGCCCGCGGGACUGUCCCCUGGAUGACACCAUGCAUCAGUCUGUCUUACACAUGCCACACCACUUGGACAGCAGUGAGUGUCUUGCCGAUGAUGUCAGCAUCAUCGCUGGGGGGACGCUGACUGGUUGGCAUCCUGAUUCUGCUUUUGUCCUGUGGAGGAGGAUUUUGGGCAUUUUGGGAGAUGUCAAUAACAUCCGAUGCCCUAAGAUCCAUGCCAAGGUUUUCUCCCAUCUCUAUGAUCUCUGGCAUAAGCUGGCCAAGAUCCGGGACAAUCUUGGGAUCAGCAUGGAUAACCAGUCCUCUCCUCCCCAGCCUGUGUUCAUCCCUCCUCUUCGAAUGCUAGCAUCAUGGCUCUUCAGGGCAACCAUGCUCCAAGCAGAAUACAAGGCUGGUAAACUGCAGGCAUACAAGCUGAUCUGUGAGAUGAUGACCAGACACCAAGAUGUUCUCCCCAACAGUGACUUCCUGGUGCACCUGUACCACGUCAUGCACAAGGGCUUCACCAGCCAUGACCAGGACAUUUUGAAUACCAUCGUCCGCUCCUGCUCGCCCCGCUUCUUCUUCCUCGGUCUACCAGGUUUCACAAUGCUGCUUGGAGAUUUUAUCACAGCUGCUGCCCGUGUUCUUUCUUCUGACUCCAAAGAGGCUCCAAGGAUAGAGGCUCAGACAAUCUUGGGCUCCCUUGUGUGUUUCCCCAACCUGUACCUCCAGAUUCCUGUUCUGCAUUGUGUGCCUGGCUCUAAUGACAUCAAUGUAGGCAAUGAAGAUAUCAAGAAUUAUCUGGUUAGGAAUCUUCUGGAUGCAGCCACAAAAGAAUAUUGUGAAGGAGCAAGGUGCAUUGCUGUAUGCAGCCUGGGCCUGUGGGUGUGUGAAGAGCUCAUGCAAAAGAACAUUCACCACCAAGUUAAAGAUGCCAUCAAUGUUCUGGGAGUAACAUUAAAGUUUGGAAACAAAGUAGUGGCCCAAGUCGCCUGUGACAUGUUUCAUCUGCUGAUUUCUCACUGGGAACAUCUCCAGCGGCUGGAUCCAACUCUUCCCAAGAAGAUAAUUGAGAUCUUUGUGGCUACAAUAGCCUUUUUGUUGCCAAGCGCAGAGCACUCGACAGUGGAAGCAGACAAAAAGAUGAUGGUUUCGCUGCUACUUUGCUUGCUGGACUGGUGUAUGGCUGUUCCCCUGAGUCUGCUGCUAGAACCCAUCACCAAGUCGUCUUUGGAGCCCCACUCACCCAUCAAGGCCCCGCUACUGGACUACAUCUACAGGGUGCUUCACUGCUGUGUGUCCGGCUCCAACCUACACACCCAGCAGAGCCACUACCUGCUCAGUCUGUCGGACUUAUCUAACGAAUACGACCUGAUGUUGGGUCAGGUGAAGAGCUUCGAGCCACCACCCUCCCAAAUGACCACAGCAGACUUUGGCAACCUGUUGACAGUAGCUGAGGAGAAGCGCCGUCGAAACAUGGAGCUCAUCCCUUUGACGGCGCGGAUGGUCAUGACUCAUCUGGUGAACCAUCUUGGCCACCAUCCCCUCAGCGGUGGCCCAGCUCUCCUUCACAGCCUUGUGAGCGAAAACCACGAUAACCCGUAUGUGGAGUCGUCCGAGCUGUCCUCUGAGGUCUUUAAAAGCCCCAACCUGCAGCUGUUCGUCUUCAACGACAGCACGCUGGUGUCCUACCUUCAGAUCCCAGCCGAGGCGCCCACCGCAGGUCAACCCCCGCACCCUUCCUCCCAAGUUCGCAUCAUCGUCAGAGACAUUUCAGGAAAGUACUCUUGGGAUGGAACGAUUCUGUACUGCACUGCGCAGGAGGACCCUGAUGUGGGUGCUUUCCAUCCAGCUGACCCGCCUCUUUCAAAAACCUCCAAUACUCACAGCAGAAACCAGCCAACCUCUCCGCUGAAAGGACAUUACAAAACUCACUGCUCUGUCUCAGACUCCCUCUCUAACUUCUGUGAAGAGGAUGAGGUCGAUGUGCUGGAUAAGCUUUUGGAGGACCUUAGCCACAGCAGCCCAGAAUGCCUUCCUCAGCCACGGCUACAGCUCAAUCAGCCAGCCCCUUCACCUCAUGGCAUGAACUUGGAACAAGAGAAAGCUAUACUGGAGGCCAUUCUCCGUCAGACUCAGCAGGAGGAGGAGCAAGUCAGGAAGUGGGAUGCCGAUGUGAGCUUUCGGGCUGCCUGCCAGAGGGAACCCUCCCACCAGGAACCAAAAGCUCCUUUUUACUUCUGCAGGCUGCUUCUUAAUGAUCUGGGCAUGAACUCAUGGGAUCGCAGAAAAAGCUUUCACUUGCUGAAGAAAAACUCUAAACUUCUAAGAGAGCUGAAGAACUUGGACUCCAGGCAGUGCCGAGAGACACACAAAAUUGCUGUGUUCUACAUCAGAGAAGGCCAGGAAGACAAGUGCUCCAUCUUGUCGAACUACGCAGGCAGCCAGGCCUAUGAAGAUUUUGUAUCUGGACUGGGAUGGGAGGUGGACCUGGCCACACACUGCGGUUUUAUGGGAGGACUCCAAAGGAAUGGCAGCACAGGUCUAACAGCUCCUUACUACGCUACCUCUACUGUAGAAGUCAUAUUCCAUGUAUCCACGCGGAUGCCGUCUGAUUCUGAUGACUGUCUCACCAAAAAGCUGCGUCACUUGGGCAACGAUGAGGUGCACAUCGUGUGGUCCGAGCACACCAGGGACUACCGUUGUGGCAUCAUCCCAACUGACUUUGGAGACGUGCUCAUUAUCAUCUACCCAAUGAAGAAUCACAUGUAUUUUAUCCAGAUCAUUAAGAAGCCUCAGGUUCCUUUCUUUGGACCUCUGUUUAAUGGCGCCAUCGUCACUGGGUCGCUGUUGCCAAGUUUGGUACGAGCCACUUGUAUCAAUGCCAGCAGAGCUGUCAAGUCCCGACUGACUCUCUACCAGAGCUUCUACGAGGAGCGAGCACUCUACUUGGAGGCCAUUGUUCAGAACCACAGAGAGGUCAUGACCUUUGAAGACUUUGCUUCGCAGGUCUUCUCUCCCUCCCCAUCCUAUUCUGCGAGCGGAACAGGAUCCCUGACUGGCAGCGUGAGCCCCGAAGGUGGAAAUCCGACAGCGGACUCGGCCGAGCAGGUGUCUCCCACCCUGCCUCGUUCCACCAAACAGAGAGUUUCGGGAAAACUCCGCAGAUCAGCGAGCGCUAUAAGCAAAUCUUCAAACUAAGCUCUUCAAUCUGUCCCCCGUCCUCAAGAGUGAAGCCUUGAAUCUGCUGUGGAAGAACCUCAAACACCCUGCCGGGACUGCAAGAUUGUUAUAUUUUUGUCGUUUUUAUUUUUAUUUUUGUGUCGUAUAAACAUUAAUUUGAGCGUGGUGUCAUUUUUAAUUUAAGUGGCUAUCAAUGAUUUUUGUCUCUACAUUUCAGUUUGCUUUACUGGCUUAAUUGAGACAGGCACGAGACUAAACCAUGUUUCAUCAUAGGAAGACUUAAGAGUCUUAAUGCAAUCUGUGAUCCAAGUGUGACUUUUAUUCUAAGACUCUAGAGCUCUCUGAAAGCGCUAGAAAAACUGAUGUUCUUACUAUAGUAAGGAAAUGGGAGACUGCUUCAAGCUGUUUCAUUGUCAGAUAAUUCAACACUUUAUGUAAAGCACUGAAUGACAGUUUGUGCUAAACUUGCACAGGAGAUUGGUGUCCUUUUAGAUAUUUGUAUUUUACCUCUUUUUGCACCCGCCACUGCCUUCCUACGCCCGUGAUUCCACAUCAGGUGAGGUCUCAAGCUCUUGUCCUCCUCUGUAGCACCAUUUCAUUCAACGUUUGUGGAAGACUGAUUGCAUUUUCGGAAACUUUUCCAGGUGGAGAAGUAUGCCAUGCACUACCACACCUGGGCACAUAGUCUCUGUAGUGUCCAAGUUGUUUUUUUGUUUUUUUAUCUGUUUGCUUUCUUUUCACCCCAUCGUACAAUCGAUGGCAUCCUUCUAACUUGAAAUGAAAUUUGUUUGUUUUUUUUACCAUUCUCAUUUUCCACUUUAAAUGGAUUCCAAUAGAUUUUGUCACCAUUUGAUUUAUGCAACUCUGCUGGAAUGAGAAAAGACCACGUUUAUAAUCGUUAUAUGAUGUCAUUAACCUGGGCUUAUGUCCGGUAAUUGGAUAAGUUUCCUCCUGUCUCUUUCCUCCGCCAUCAGUUUUCCCUGUCCUGUGAUGACACUGACAUUCCAACAUUCCCAACCUACCACUGUGUUUUGCACUCGCUUAUCACUAGCAUUGAAUGUCCCUCUUUUGUUGAGUUUGUUUGGGAUUCAAGUUGCUUUCAUUUGUUUGUUGUUUUUUUCUUCUGCAUUUGCUAAAUUGAAUGAAUUGAUUAAUCAUUUUGUUGUAAUAUGAAUCCUGUGCUGUUUAGAGGAAAAAAACGCCAGACCCUCAGGUGAAACCUUACUCCAUGCACUGGUGUGGGUGUAUAUAUACAGUAUGUGUGAUGUAUGUGAUAGUCUAGUGUUUUCAUGUACUCGAGUCUCUCUUAUGAAGCUUCUCACAAUACCUGUGUAAUAAGAAAUGCCGAUAGAUCUAGAGAUGCACCAACAUGAGCUUUGUGGCUGAUUUUAUCACAUCCAGAUUUUUCUUCAAGAUCUAUGAUACAAUAGCCUUCAAAGUAUUUUUUAUAUUCUUCCGACUUUGACUGGUUGCUGUAAAACAGGUUUGAGGUUUGUUUUUGUUUUUUUAGAAAGGCCAAAUGAUUGAGUUGACAUUUAAAACUGGCUUUUCAGACUUAAAUUAGCACAGUUGGUACAACUAAAAUAACUAAAACAACAGACCCCAUGCAUAUUUCAAGAUAAUGUAGAUCCUUAAUGAUAUACGUCUGUUUCUUGAGAAUUGGAUUAUGUUUUACAAAUUUUUUUGAAGGAAAAGUUAAAAAUCCUGUUUUUCUCAUUUUCAUUAAUUUCAAACUGUGUGUUAAAGAGUUGCUCUUGGCUAUAGACUAAUCCGGUUCAGGUUUGAGCAGUUGUCUAUUAAUAAAGUCUAGACUCAAUAAAAACAAUUAAAUUACCCUUUAUUUAUCACCAAUGGGAUGAUUCAAAGAAGAUUUUAGCUUUAGCUUUGCUAGCAGCUAAUUAUUAGCUAGUCGCAGUGUUCUGUCAUUCCUCUUAAAUCCAUUAUAUUCAGUCUGUACCUGAGUACCUGGUUUAACACAGCUGGUUUAACCAAAUGUUAUUGGUCACCCUGACAUCUUUAUUAGGCAACUCUUUUAACACAGCAGAACUACUUCCUUUUUAACUUCAAAAUUAAAUCUGCAAACAUGCACUGGUGGACUCUUAUAGUAAUUGUUUAUUCUUCACCGUGAGAUAUUCUGAUAGCACUUGGAUAAUGCUACUUAGACUGGCUUCACUGGGAGGAGAAAUAGUGUCAUUUAAUAUCUUAAUGUCCUGCUGCAAAUACUUUCCAAGUCACCACAUCCAUGACAGAUAGUGGCUGAAAGCUCAAAAAGAUAAAACAAGCAACUUUUCUGCACUCUUGCUCUCUCUCUGCUUAAUAUAGUGGAAAGUCCCUUAUGUCUGUGCCUCCUAUGACUUCAUAACUAAAGAACUUAUUGAAAAUGGCAAACUUUGAGUCGUCUUUGUUCAGUAACAGCAUCCACACCAAAGUGUGGUGUUGCUAGAUAUGGCCCACUAGAAAAUAAGGUUACUUUUGAUGGGAUGCUUCAGCUGAAAAUUGCUGGAAAAGCUCAUUUCUUGAUGCAUCUCUAAAUUUAAGACUUCUUUUUCCACUGUGUUGAACAUCGUCUGAUCAUCUCAUUGGUAUAAUUGAUCCUUCUUCUCCAUCACCUCUAAACAACCAUGUCUUGUGCCUCCCACUAAAACAACAGAUGGACUUAGGAUUUUUUUUUUUUUUCUUAGCGUCUCUCUCCAUCUUCAUCUCAGAAUAGAGUGUAACCAACUCCUGCUCUUUCCCAUGAUCCUCUCUGUCUCCAUGUGUCCUCCUGAGGCCCCGGCUGCUUAGGAGGGGGUUGAGUUUGGGUUUAGGUGGCGUGCCAGAGCUGAACUCUCACCAGACCUCUUAGCAACAGCCAGGCCAGCAGCACUCAACCUGCACGCUCAUGGUUGUCAUGGCAGCCAGGUGUCCAACCCCCAUCCCCACUCCUCUUUCCCCUCCACCCUCCAACACUCACACUGUACACUCACACUUUCUGAGAGCUCCACCCAAGCUGCAACACUAUCCCCAUCUGUUGCACUACUAUGCCUUACCGUCUUUCUCCAAGAUCUCACAUCCUUUUGUUUGCUCAUUCCUACAGCAGAAUAUGGGGAAUCCAAACAUCAGGGGGUCUCGCAGAAAUGUUGUUGUGCUUUUUAUUUGGUUGUCUUUUUGAAGAAUGUAUGAACAUAUAGGCCUGGAUCGCAACUGUGGUUUUUGUUUUUUUCCCCCCAAAGUCUCUCGAAGGAAAAACCGGCUAUGUGGAUCUAAAGAUUGUAGCUUGUAGAAUAAUGUGUUUUGAAGGGAUGUUUUACUCCUCUUUUAGUGGCUUAGUCGCUGGAGGUGUUCGGACCAAGAUUGUGUGACUUAUAUUUGUGAAGAAAAUGAGUUAGUCCUUAGAUGUGUUAUUUUUCUCUUCUCGUUUUAGAAAUCCUUGUACAUUGUGUCAAUUUCAGGGGCCUCAUUGCCCUCUUAAUAUAAAUAUAUUAAUGCCUGUAAUAUAAUCUUUGUAUAAGAAAGCAAAAAAAAAAGCUUGAAAUUUUCAUCAUUUGUCAACAUAUCAAAACUGUUUUUAAUGACCAAGGUCCUGCUAUCUUCACUGGAAAUGUGAAAAUUGAAACAUUUCAUUAAAUCGUUUUUAAAAUUCUA
This is a messenger RNA of Xiphophorus hellerii (green swordtail), 9934 nucleotides long. It is a transcript of the gene ralgapa2, whose product is annotated as Ral GTPase activating protein catalytic subunit alpha 2. Gene Ontology annotation, molecular function: GTPase activator activity. NCBI's taxonomy places the organism in Eukaryota, Metazoa, Chordata, Actinopteri, Cyprinodontiformes, Poeciliidae. The record is from RefSeq and is a predicted model, not a curated record. Gene Ontology annotation, biological process: positive regulation of GTPase activity; regulation of small GTPase mediated signal transduction. The transcript has 41 exons. Bases 182 to 6328 code for a protein of 2048 amino acids. Gene Ontology annotation, cellular component: cytoplasm; nucleus.